GGGCAGUCCUCGCUGUAACGGCCCUGCCGGCCACUCUAUCCUAUCCUGGACUGUCUCGUGACGGACUUUAGCCAAUCACAGCUGAGAUUGCACAGGGACGACAUCAAUAAACAAAUACACUAGAACAAUGUCUAAAUUCAGAUGCGAUGCUUUUCGACUUGUUUUUCAUUCGGUGUUUAGCUCAGCCACGCGAAACAAAUAACGUGAAAGCCGCAGUGUAGCGCCGACGGUCGUAAUACCGUCAAUACCCUGGCGACAUUAACGUUAGCUAAUGCUAGCUUUGUGAGAUGACGGCGGCAGCUUUUUAACUGUUAACGCGUUUUUUUACUGUUUCGCAACUUAACAUUACUUGGUUCUCUGGUUUUUACGCGCUGGAUAUUAUUUCGCCAUUAGCUAACGCUAGUACAUACUGACUGUGCUGUCACUGACAGUCCUGCAGUCCGUACUCCAGCUGCAGAUAGCGAUGGGAGCUCUAACAUGCUAGGACCAUGUUCAAAAAUGUUUUUGGCUCAGGGUUUCUGGUAAGAACAGCUCAUGUGAUUCUGACAUGGGUCAUAACGUUAAUACUCUUCCUACAUGAUACAGAGCUGAGGAAGCAGGAGGAGACAGGCCAGCUCAUCCAGCCUGUGCUUUUCGUCCUGCUGGUGCUGGUGUCAGUGUUGCUCUAUUUCGCUGUCUCUCUGAUGGACCCAGGAUUCAUAUUGUCUGAUGACAGCGAUUUGCAGUUCACGCUGGGAGUGACUGAGGAGCAACAGGACAUGAUUCCACCCACCACCAAAUCCCUGCGACAGCGUCGCUGUGGCCACUGUCUGCUGCAGCAGCAGCCAAUGAGAUCAAAGCACUGCCAGACAUGUCAGCACUGUGUCCGCCGUUACGACCAUCACUGCCCCUGGAUUGAGAACUGUGUUGGUGAGAGGAACCAUCGCUGGUUCGUGCUUUACCUUGCUGUCCAGCUGCUGGUGCUGCUGUGGGGGCUGCACAUUGCCUGGACGGGUUUCAGUUUUGCACCCACCUGGCAGCUGUGGCUGCGCACCAAUGGGAUGCUGCUGGCUGUGGCCGUGCUGGUGGCUCUGCUCUCGCUGAUCGUGCUGCUCCUGCUCGGCUCCCACCUCUACCUGGUUUCACUCAACACCACCACCUGGGAGUUCAUGUCACGCCACCGCAUCUCCUACCUAAAACACUGCGGUGCUGAUGAAAACCCCUUCGACCGUGGCACCUUCCACAACCUGUGGGGUUUCUUCUGUGUAUGGGACACAGUAGUGUGGGAACAGGUGUACUUCAGGGAGGGCAGCGACCAAGUCUAGGACAUUAAUACUCAUUGAGAGGGGUUUCGCUCAUUAACAACCUCUCUGGAUUUUAGGAUCAGACACUUGACCACAAAGUUGGGAGAUAAACUAUCUAUGUGUGCAGUUUACCUUUAUAUAGACACUUGUUAUUUUUCCAUAACUCUGCAACAUUACCUUUUCUUACAUCUCUCCUGCAGUGUUGUUGCUGCCCACAGUUCCUGUUUUUUUCCUUCUCUUCUCAAGUGGUUGUCAACAGAGUAAAAAUUGUCUUGUGUACCCACAGAAUAAUGUACCUGCUCCGAGUUACCAUCUCUGUGUGGACAAAAGUUUACCAGCACUACAGUCCUUACUCUGACAAUUGUUUACAAUUAUUCAAGUAUGUAAUACCAUUCCCCUUAAACAGACACUUUACUGUUUGAUUUUAAAAGACUAGUUCAGCCAAAAACAAUAUAAACUGUACUCAAAUCCCCAGACUUUCUGUGGCCCCAGAAAAGGUUUCUUUUGAAUGGCGUUAAGGAGAGCGAAGCACCGAAAAAUUGAAGUGUAUCAGUGCAAACAGACUUUAACGAAGGCCAAACAAAUGGCAGUGAAGAAGGUUAUAAAAUGUCCGGAAAACCUAUGCUGUUUGAUCGGCCUCUGUUGAGCCCUGUUGAUACUGACAUGCUUUUCUGGGGGGCACCCUGCUGUCCUUUAUGCCCUUCAAUAGAACACUUUUGCUGAAACCAGUGGCAUCUCCCGACAUGUGGGGCACUUACUUUUGUAGGGGGGUUAUGCUAUUGGAAUAAUGAGUGUGGGAGACAUAUUGUAUCUACUUUAACUACUAACAUUAUCUUAGAGUUUCCUUACAUUCCUCUGUCUAAAAUUUUAAUUUAAAGGAUGAGUAGACCUACCAGUCACAACACAAUAGUGUGUCACCAGACAAAUGUAAUGUAAGUUUUCAUAAGUACCAUACAUAUCAUUCUGUAAGUCCUCAGAGAGAAAGUGUACCUCCAAAAGCAGGCUACAUACAAAAGAAAACAAUGCACAUUAAGAAAUACAAGCCCUAUUUAAACCAUCUAAAGCACAUAGUCUAAAGUGCCUGUUGCAAGUGCACGUAGAGCGUAUCCAGCUCCACUGUUGCUAGUUAAACAGGGCUGUAUUUAGUCUCAGUUAAUUAGGUCUGUUUUGAGGAUAAUGUGAAUUCAACCAGGCAGAGUGUCUCCCAUUCCCUUUAAAAUCAGGUGGCCCUGCACCUGUUGCAGUGUUAUUUAUAUGGUGGAUUUUGCAGAUCAGAGAAGUGAGCAGUUUUCUGCUGAGAGUAAUGCAGUGAGAGCAGUACUGUCACUGCAGCAAAUAUAUAAAAGAAAACAAUGCUGCUUUGUGAUGGGUGUAAGAAGGGGCCCAAAUCACAUUGUAAAGUACCAGCAAAAAUAAAUUAGCCUAAGGUUACACCUCUGAGUGGGCAGAUAGGGUUGCCACCCCCUGGAGACGCCCCUAUCUGGAACGAUAGACAGCUGAGGGACGUGCAUACUAUAUUCAGUUUAUAUUGCUUUUGGGUGAACUAUUCUUUUAAGGUUCCAAGUAAAGCUAGUGAUGAAGCCCUGCUGACUGAAGCUUGGUCAUUUUUUAUGCACAUACAUCCCACUCAACUUCUGCUCCUGUGCUGUGUCCUCUACUGAAUUAUUUACGUGAGCAGUAAUAACAUAAUAACAUGUUUGCUUCUGGUCUUACCAUGACACAUGGUAAACCUGACUAAUGGACUGUUAAAUUGACUCUGAAGUUUACUUUUAAUACAUGUCAAAUAUUAAAGAUUUGAUUAAAAAUACUUGUUUUAGGUGCAUGUGUAGAGAAUCCACAUGUAUGGUUGGUAUGAUUUCUCUGUUCACUCACUGGAAUCAGAUCCUGAGGAACAAGUCGGGGAAUUCUUUUUAAAAUGGUACAUAUGUUGUUUUUAGUGUAGAAAGUUUACUUCUGUCUUCUAUGUGAUAAAUUGCUGUAAUUGCUGAGUCGUAUUUAUUCUGCAGAGGUUUUACAGGGUCCACCUACUUCAGCAGCUUUUGUCUUUUAAAAACAAAGCUGUUUCUGAAGUGAAAGAAUGACAAAUUACAUUUUUUCAUCAUUUUUUGCAAACCCCAGUUGAUUUUAAUAUGAAAGUAGUAAAAACUGUGUUGUAUUGUUUCUAGCAUUUAAUCCAACCAUGAUGUACAAGAUGCUUUGACUUUCAAUGGACAGCAUUUCAAGCUAUUUUAUACUGUAUAUAAUUUUUAAACAAUUUUGAACCAGAAAAUGUCUUUAGAUUUUUGUAUGACUAUUUUAGUUCAGUAAGUGGAAGAAUACUGUGGAACAGUAGCUAAGAGUAAGUAGAGAGCUGAGAGUGCAAUACAUCGUCUGGUAUUUCCAUUUAAACAUGUCCUUGUGCAAUAGUAACCUUGUAAGACAGCAAUAAAUGUGGUGUGGAGUUCAAUGUACAGCAGUAGUAUUGGACAAAAGGCAGAUUGUCUCCAGUCAGACUGAGUCAUUAUCAGGGAGAGCUCUGGUUUAUAUGAAUUAAUGUUGUGUACUUCUGAAUAAUAUGCAACACUGUCAUGCAAUGUUUUUUACUACUUUGAAAUGACUAUACAACAAUAAAUAA
Messenger RNA from Epinephelus fuscoguttatus (brown-marbled grouper), 3897 nucleotides. RefSeq names its product zinc finger DHHC-type palmitoyltransferase 12b (gene zdhhc12b). The record is from RefSeq and is a predicted model, not a curated record. Gene Ontology annotation, molecular function: protein-cysteine S-palmitoyltransferase activity. Gene Ontology annotation, cellular component: Golgi apparatus; endoplasmic reticulum. Lineage: Eukaryota; Metazoa; Chordata; Actinopteri; Perciformes; Serranidae. Gene Ontology annotation, biological process: peptidyl-L-cysteine S-palmitoylation; protein targeting to membrane. Bases 489 to 1304 code for a protein of 271 amino acids. The transcript is spliced from 5 exons.